Messenger RNA from Fraxinus pennsylvanica, 651 nucleotides. The record is from the annotation of a GenBank genome assembly. NCBI's taxonomy places the organism in Eukaryota, Viridiplantae, Streptophyta, Magnoliopsida, Lamiales, Oleaceae.
AUGUAUAAUAAUAGCGGUAAUGAAUGGAUGCUAAUAAGGAAUUCCGAGGCGGCGGAUUGGAGUCGGCAAGAAGACAAGAUUUUCGAAAACUCUUUGGUGGAAUUCGCUGACGAGAUGGAUGAGAACCGCUGGCAUAAAAUCGCCAAUCGGCUGCCUGGAAAGACACAGGAAGCCGUCAGGGCCCAUUACGAGUCGCUUUUGCAUGAUGUGUAUGAGAUUGAUUCCGGUCGGGUCGAGCUUCCGAGUUAUAGCGAUGACUCAGGGUCGUCUGGAUGGAACCAAGAUGAAUCGAGAAGGCCGGGUCAGAUCUCCUUCGGGACGCGUGGACACAGGACGAAGAACGAGGUUGAAAGGAAAAAAGGAACACCCUGGACAGAAGAAGAACACAGGUUAUUUUUAAUCGGGCUCGACACGUAUGGCAAAGGUGAUUGGAGAAGCAUUUCAAGAAACGUAGUGGUUACGAGGACACCAACACAAGUAGCUAGUCAUGCACAGAAAUAUUAUCUUCGUCAAACAGCCGUGAAAAAAGAGAGAAAAAGGUCAAGCAUCCAUGACAUUACGACAGCUGUGGAUAGUGUAACUUUGCCUCCACCCGCCAAUCACCCUGAUCAAGGAGGGUUUCAAAAUCUUAGCUUUCCAAUGCCAAGAUGA